AUGUCGGAUCUGGGCUCUGAGGAGUUAGAGGAGGAGAGGGAGAAUUAUCUUGGGGAAUAUGAAGGAGACCGCAAUGAGGCAGGUGAACGACAUGGAAAGGGGAAAGCAAUAUUGCCCAAUGGGGAUAUAUAUGAUGGACAAUAUGAAUUUGGCAAAAGACAUGGCCAGGGGACCUACAGAUUUAAGAAUGGUGCUCGAUACAUUGGAGAAUACAAAGAAAAUAAAAAGCAUGGUCAGGGCUUGUUUAUCUAUCCAGAUGGAUCAAAAUAUGAAGGAGACUGGGCAGAUGACCAAAGGCAUGGCCGUGGAGUUUAUUACUAUGUAAAUAAUGAUACAUAUACUGGAGAAUGGUUUGCCCACCAAAGGCAGGGGCAAGGCACAUAUGUUUAUGCUGAGACUGGCUCUCAGUAUGUUGGUACUUGGAUAAAUGGACAACAGGAGGGAUCAGGAGAAUACAUUCACCUCAACCACAGAUACCAGGGCAAGUUUGUAAAUAAGAAUCCAAUGGGCCCUGGAAAGUAUAUUUUUGAUAUUGGAUGUGAACAACAUGGUGAAUAUAAACUUGCAGAUAUGGAAAGAGUGGAAGAGGAAGAGGAAGAGGAAACUUCAACUGCUAUUCCAAAAUGGAAAGCUCAAAAAAUUACUCCAUUAGAACUCUGGAAACCAACUCCUGUUGAAGAACCACCACAACUUGAUGUGCCACCAGCACCUGAAGAGCCCCAAGCUCCUUCAGAAGCUGAUGGAGAUAUGAUGGAGGAUAUCCAACUUCCUGAUUUUUCAGAAGUAGAAGACCUUGAAACACUAAUUAAACAGGGAGAAGAAGUUGAAGAAAUGAGGGAUGAAAGCAGAGAGGAAGCAUUAAAUGAGGAGGAAGAGGAGGAAGGAAGAUGA
Molecule: messenger RNA, 891 nt
Organism: Dromiciops gliroides (monito del monte)
Lineage: Eukaryota; Metazoa; Chordata; Mammalia; Microbiotheria; Microbiotheriidae
Gene: RSPH1
Product: radial spoke head component 1
Exons: 9
Coding region: 1-891 (296 amino acids)
Biological process (GO): spermatid development; axoneme assembly
Cellular component (GO): nucleus; motile cilium
Source: RefSeq, a predicted model, not a curated record